Molecule: messenger RNA, 924 nt
Organism: Striga hermonthica
Lineage: Eukaryota; Viridiplantae; Streptophyta; Magnoliopsida; Lamiales; Orobanchaceae
Source: the annotation of a GenBank genome assembly
AUGGAGAUGGAGGACAGGGAGAGCACGGAUUCGGGUUCGCUUAGCGGCAACCCGGAAUCCGAGUCGCCGCCGUUGAGCGGCGUCGGGGACUACGCCGACCACGGCGCCGUUGCUUCCGGCGGCGGAGGCGGCUCUGUUCAUGGGCUGAUAAACGUGAACAUAAGCGUGGAGCAAGCAACCGCGGCGGCGGCGGCUGCGGCUGCGGGCCCUCCCGCGGCGGAGGCUGGUGGUGGGGUUUUCGGAGUUGGCGGAGGGGGCGGCUUAGUGAGCGGUGGCUCCGGCGGCGGCGGAAGCAGCGAUUUGUCGACGGGGAGGAAGAAGAGGGGGAGGCCAAGAAAGUACGACGCGGAGGGGAACUUGAACCCGGCGUACAUAAAGAUAAAGUCGUCUCCUUUGGCGCCGCCGCCGCCGCAGACUGGGUUCACCCUGUCAACCCCGCCGUCGUACGAGAACUCCGGCGGCCGGAAAAGGGGGCGCGGCAAGCAUCAUUCUAGGCCGACAAGCUGGCCGGCUAAUGCUAUGGCUUCUUUGGGUGAAUUGCUUGCAAACACAGCAGGAGGUGACUUCACACCCCAUGUGGUAACUGUACAUGCCGGAGAGGAUGUUGCUGGGAAGAUACUCACAUUUGCACAGAAGGAUCACAGAGGAAUUUGUGUUCUAUCUGCUAAUGGAUCUGUCUCGAACGUUACUCUUCGUCAGCCAGGCUCGUCCGGAGGCUUAUUAACAUACGAGGGUCGAUUUGAGAUUUUAACGUUAACGGGUUCUUACACAAUUUCUGAUAAUGGUGGAAUGAUAAGCCGUUGUGGAGGAUUAAGUGUGUCAUUAGCUAGCCCAGAUGGCCGGGUGAUUGGUGGUGGUGUAGCAGGUUUACUUAUGGCAGCUAGCCCAAUUCAGUUAUCGACUGUAUUUGUCUUCAUUAUUUGA